This is a messenger RNA of Neoarius graeffei (lesser salmon catfish), 1241 nucleotides long. It is a transcript of the gene urm1, whose product is annotated as ubiquitin related modifier 1. Gene Ontology annotation, molecular function: protein tag activity. The transcript has 5 exons. The record is from RefSeq and is a predicted model, not a curated record. The coding region runs from base 12 to 317 and encodes 101 amino acids. Gene Ontology annotation, cellular component: nucleus; cytoplasm. Gene Ontology annotation, biological process: protein urmylation; tRNA thio-modification. Lineage: Eukaryota; Metazoa; Chordata; Actinopteri; Siluriformes; Ariidae.
AAGAGCCCGUCAUGGCGGCGCCCAUUGCGAUACAUCUAGAGUUCGGAGGAGGAGCCGAGCUUCUGUUUGAUGGAGUCAAGGAUCACCGUGUGACACUUCCCAGCCAAUCAGAGCCCUGGGACGUGAAGCAGCUGCUGGUGUGGAUUCGGGAGAACCUGCUGAAGGAGAGGCCUGAGCUCUUUGUGCAGGGAGAUUCUGUGAGACCCGGAAUUCUUGUAUUGAUCAAUGAUGCAGACUGGGAACUGAUGGGUGAGUUGGAGUACCAGCUUCAGGACCAGGACAAUAUCGUGUUCAUCUCCACACUUCAUGGAGGUUAACAGACUCUAAAAGAACACACACGUGCAUAUAUAUAUAUAUAUAAAUGCACACCGUAUAUCCACGCCUUCAGUCUCUGCUCCACACUACCCAUCCUCCAACCUCUCAACCAAUCCGGUGAGGCCGUCUUGACUUGAUUCGAAUUUUUUUAGCCAAUUAAAUGGCACGCCGGUGGAAUAUGGGCUGAGACAGGAUCGUCUCGGCGCUCUACCUGCUCCUUGGUUCGAUGGACAGGGUCACAUCGGGGCGCGUUCAGAGGUCAGUCCGUCUAGCCAACGUCCAGAUGGAUUCUCCAGAGACGUGCACCAAUCACUCACACUCUCGCCUCGAGAAACAGCAACAUUUCCAUUUUCAUUUGUUUACGUCUGGUCUAUUUUUCCUCUUGAUUUUGAGUAAAUAAAUAUGAUUUUAUUUUUAUAAUCAGAUUUUGCAGACACACAAAUGGUAUCUUUUUAUGUUUGGGGAGGUGGAUGAGUUUUAAUAAAUACCUGAUUGAUUGUGAGGUUCAUGGAAAAAGUCAAAGAGAAAGGAUUAAGUCGAAUACGUUUCAGCUGCCUGUCUCCGAGCUUCGAGUCCUGCCUGGGAUCAUCGACAUCACCUGAACAUUUUAUCUCCUGUUUGUUUGUUGUUUAUUAAAGAAGAAAAUGAUAUGGUGUGUCUCCAGGUUUAUAGUAGAGUUUUUGCACCCAGUGUCACUGGAUCAGGAUUUUUUUUUUCCCCCCUCAAGAUGAAUUUAUUAGCUGCACAAACCAAGAAAAAUGGUUUGGGGCAAAGAACAGAAUUUAAGAUGCUUUUGUUCGUGUCAUGUUUAGAAAUAGUUUGAUAAUUUUCUGGAAUAUUUUGUUUGAAUUGGUUCCAUUUUUAGAAAUAUAUUUUUUAUUUAGAAAUGACCAAAGACAGACAUACAUAAUAAACGCUGAAUAGAA